Messenger RNA from Penicillium olsonii, 2229 nucleotides. Lineage: Eukaryota; Fungi; Ascomycota; Eurotiomycetes; Eurotiales; Aspergillaceae. The record is from the annotation of a GenBank genome assembly.
AUGGCUCAGGCACCAGAUGUUGGCGACCAGAUCGCACAGCUCAAUGCCGCCCGCAGUCUUGUCCUUGGCGAUGCGGCCUUUUACCCGCAGAUUGUGAAUGGUAUCCUUCCCAUUGUUGGGGCCAGCACAAGGUUGGAGCUGCGCCGAUGGGGUGCCAAUUUCCUCGCAGAGACCUUUGCCAGUCCAGUGCUAGGUGUAGAACAAAAGGAGCAGCUGGCGCCAAAUGUUUUGCAGACCAUUCGUGAGAUCUUAAGGCUGCCCGAGACCGAUAUCACGGUGUUGCAAAGCUUAGUACAGGCAUCAGCAAGCUUGUACCCUCUCGUCUUCAGACAUAUUGUGAAUCACCCACAGGAUAGCACAACAUGGGAGAAUAUGUGCGAGAUCAAGCAAGAGAUCCUGAAGAAGAUGGACGAUUACCCUUGCUCAGUCAAGCUCUGUUGUGCCAAGUUCCUCCAACGCGUUGUCCAGGUUCAAACACAUAGCUCAGGCGGUGACCCCAGGCGCCCCGAGCUCAACGAGACCUCUUUAGCUGUGGUCCCCCGCAACCACUCUCUCCUCUCGAUUCCCAACCUGGAAGCUGAAUCCUCGGGCUUACUGGACCGUUUGCUCGGUGUCUUCCAGGAAGAGACAAGUGAUGCUCUUCUGGUUAACGCCACAAUAAACUUGCUUCCUCCCCUGAUUAGAACUCGUCCAACUAUCGCACACAAGAUUGUGAAUGCGAUUUUGGACUUCAUCCCAGCACACCACGUCCGUCCUCCUUUUACGCCAACUGUGCGAGUCAGUGUCAAGUCUAUGGAACGGACAGCCCGCGCACUGCUGUGGAAUAUCCUGAAAAAGAACCAAAACCAUCCUCUGGCCCCACGAAUGCAGGCCUACAUUGAACGAUUGAGCCAGUCUCGCCUGGAGGCCGCCGAAGAUCCCACUCGGAAGCGUGGUUUGCCAAACGAGCCUACUGACGGACUCGACGGUGCCAAGCGAGCACGCCUCAAUGCCAUGCCACCUCCAAUGAUGAAGAUUCCUCCAAUGGCCCCGGGGCCUGCCACCUAUGACAGUCUGUUUACUUUGACCGAGGAUGCCGGGCUGUCAUCAUUCGAUGUCAAGCAGCUUCCGUUCGAUAUUGUCCUAAAGAUUGUCGUGCCUCUCCUUUCCCAAGUGCAUGACUCAACGAUGGCUCAAGCCGUUGAGGCCGUUCGUACUCGCUAUCAGACGAUCACUCGAGAGCAAACCCUGCAACGGCAGCAACAGCAGCAAUCAGCGGGCCAAGAUGACGACGAUGACUAUGAGCCCGAAUACCAGCCCAUGGACGCAGCAUCCAUCGCAUCAGAAGAGAACACUGCGGUUGCGGAAGAUCUCGCCGACCUCCAGCCCUCUCUGGGACCAUUUGUCCUGCCCAAGCCCCCUCCCUUGAGUGAAGAGGAAGCCGGCGAACUUGGACGAGCUGCCGCUGCCCGCGUCUUUGGUAUGCUCACUGCAGCUGAAGCGUCAGCAGGACCUGCCAGGGGCCAGGCUCAACAAAAGCUCGGCUUCGCUCGACUUGCCGGCAGCGCAUCCGACAGAGAUGCGUGGUCUAUCCUUCUUAUCCGACUAGCUACUCGAGCCCCCGCAGGUCUCGAACCGCCACCCAAUGCAGAUUCGACUGUACGACGUCAACCCACCAUUGCCGACUCCAUUCGUGAGACGCUUUACCGAUAUGUCCUUGAGGAUUUCCGUGGACGGCUGAACAUUGCUAUCAUGUGGCUCAACGAAGAAUGGUACAACGACCGGAUUCAAAUGAAAAGUGCGGCCGCCCGACGCAACCCUUCAGACGAAGAGUCGGAGCCCACUGUUGUAAUCCAUUACGACACUUGGGUCAACCGUCUCUUGGAUGGCUUCUUGGCAUAUUUGGACGGACGGGAUAUCAAGGUUCUUGUCCGAUUCCUCAGCGAGAUUCCUGAAAUUACAAUCCCUAUCACUCAGCGGGUAGCCAGCUUGGCCAAGGACCCAGAGCGUGUGAACCUAUGCGUUCAAUCAUUGAUGUACCUGAUCAUGUACCGCAUUCCAGCCCGGGAGAUGUGCCUGAACACGAUUGAGGAUGUCUACCAGACAUAUGAGGAGUCCCGACCUGCAGCCGCCAAAGUUCUCAAGAAGUGGCGUCCCGAUAGUACAGUGUUGGAGAAGACCGAAGAGCCCGAGGCGUCUGCGGCACCUGCACAGCCAGAGGCGCAACCCGCUGUUGCCGCCGAACAAUAG